Molecule: messenger RNA, 2765 nt
Organism: Chionomys nivalis (European snow vole)
Lineage: Eukaryota; Metazoa; Chordata; Mammalia; Rodentia; Cricetidae
Gene: Sike1
Product: suppressor of IKBKE 1
Exons: 5
Coding region: 261-884 (207 amino acids)
Source: RefSeq, a predicted model, not a curated record
CAAUCAAAACCAGAAGAAAAGGAGAACUGAGACCGGAACAACUGUAACAUCGUGAAGAACCAGGAUGUGGCACCGAACCGACCUCUGCUACUCCACCCAAGAGAGGCUGUCGCGAAUCCACGACUGCGCAGGCGCCGACCGUGCUGCCGAGGCGCCUUUAAAGUGUGCCCGGAAGUGACGCGAGUCGUGCUGGUCGCAAGCUAGGGAAGGGUUGAGCGAAUCGCUGAGGCUAGCGGGCCCGGCGGGCGUCCUCGGCCACUAUGAGCUGCACGAUCGAGAAGAUCAUGACAGACGCCAAGACGCUGCUGGAGCGUCUGCGCGAACACGAUGCGGCGGCCGAGUCCCUGGUGGACCAGUCGGCCGCUUUGCACCGGCGGGUGGCGGCGAUGCGGGAGGCGGGCGCCGUGCUACCCGAGCAGUAUCAAGAGGAUGCACCCGACGUGAAGGACAUGUCUAAAUACAAACCUCACAUUCUGCUGUCCCAAGAGAAUACCCAGAUUAGAGACUUACAACAGGAAAACAGAGAGCUAUGGGUUUCCUUGGAGGAACACCAGGAUGCUUUGGAACUCAUCAUGAGCAAGUACCGGAAACAGAUGUUGCAGUUAAUGGUGGCUAAAAAAGCAGUGGAUACCGAACCGGUUCUGAGAGCUCACCAGUCUCACUCCGCAGAAAUUGAAAGUCAGAUUGAUCGAAUCUGUGAAAUGGGGGAAGUGAUGAGGAAAGCAGCUCAGGUGGAUGAUAACCAGUUCUGUAAGAUUCGGGAGAAACUAGCGCAACUGGAGCUUGAAAAUAAGGAACUUCGAGAAUUAUUGUCCAUCAGCAGUGAGUCUCUUCAGGUCGGAAAGGAAAGUUUUGUGGAUCCUGCUUCUCAGCCCAUCAAAUAACUGAACUUCUGAACGCAGGCUGCAGAUGGUCCGUCCAGGAGAGAAGUGACGACCUCUCCAUACGCCGUGUCCCUUCAAGAGUCCUGCCACAGACUUGACUUAGUGUUGAUUAGAGGUUUGAGGUGGCAGUCCAGAAUUGCCACUUGCUAUUCAUUGUCCACAGAACAGUUUGGGGUGUAUUAGUGAACACAGAGGCGUCUCCCAUUCCUUUGUCAGAGACUACAUUUAGUUUCUGCAUUUAUAUAAACUGUUGUUUUCAGUUCAUGUUUGUUUUCACAUCUCUGAAAUCUGAACGCUUUAUUAUAAGCCAGUGAUUUUAUUUUAUAUAGGAUUAUAAAAUUGACUUCUAAGAAUUUUUAAGAGAUCGAACUUUUUAAAAGUACAUGUUUGGCAUAAACCUGAUUUUAUUUCCUUUUUCCACUUGCAAAAGUGACAUGAUUCCCAGAAGUGGACUGGCAGCCCCUCUGAGUUGAGCCACUCAUCUGUGGAGUUUGGAUUCUCUCUGGUGCUAGGAGCUGGCACCUCGUGGUCGGGUGUCUUUACUCUUAAUUUGAGAGAAUCUAUUCCUUAUCCCUGGGAAAUAUACUUGAAAUCAAGUCAUCUGGGUUUGGGUUGUUUCUCCUCCUCCCCCAGGAUCACACAGUCAUUCAGAGAGUGCUGAGGAACUUGGACCUGCCCCGUCUGGUGCGGUCCCACGUGAGCACUUGAUUUAAAUGCCAAAAGUAGAUUUAUUUAUUUGAUCAAGUAGUCAGUUUCCCAUCUUGUUUGACUAAGGAAUCUUCGGCUUAGGUAGUUUGCCGGCUAUGAAGAACACAUAGUUUGCAGGCACUGUGCCCACUGUUGAAUUGAUACGGCUAUGCGGGAAGAUCGGCUCUGCUUGGCUGGCUCACGCUGGCGGGAGUGGUCUGCUGUCUUAGAUGUGUUUGGUUUUUACAUGGAAGCACUUUUAUCACCAACAGAAAGUUUCUACAUUCCCCGUGCCACACAGGCAGUUGAGAACAGCACUAAGAUCCGGCUGCAUGGAGGCUCUGCUAGUUCCCCUGUCGGCCUUCCCCUGUCCUGGUUUGCUCUGCUUUAUACAUAAUCUCUUCUAUGCUAUUUGUUUGCCCAGAGUGGCUGAAAAAUCUUAACCCUGUCAGUAUUUGUCACAACUCAGCCCCAUACCACAUGAGAAAGGUGGUAUUAAAAAAGAUCUAGUGUUGUAUAUGUCAUAAAGCUUCUUUUGUAUCCAGAAUGUGUUGAGUCCAUCGGAUCCCAUUAGCACCUACUGACAUAGAGCUGUGGACAGCUCCAGCUGUUGGCCUUGCAGUGUCCCCUAAGUGCCCAAAGUGUACUCCACAAGCCCAUCAGGAGCAGGUAUCCUCUACACAGGACAGCUGUCAAUCGGGUUCCAUAGAAAAGGGUAGUGUUGGGGGCUGGAGAGAUGGCUCAGAGGUUAAGAGCACUGCCUGUUCUUCCAAAGGUCCUGAGUUCAAUUCCCAGCAACCACAUGAUGGCUCAUAACCAUCUGUAAUGAGGUCUGGUGCCCUCUUCUGGCCUUCGGGCAUACACGCAGACAGAAUAUUGUAUACACAAUAAAUAAAUAAAUAUAAAAAAAAAAAAAAGAAAGAAAAGGGUAGUGUUAGCAGAGCCUGCUUCAGCAGUGUAUCUGCCUUAUGUUUCCUCUGUGCACCUUAGCCACCAGAAGAAUCUCUUCCUUUUUGCCCUGGGAAUACACUGAGCUUUCAGGGCCCUACGUCAUACACACGCUGCCUGGUGUUAAUGCUGUGAAGGUAAUAUAGAGCUAGUGUACUGAAUGGAGAAGGAACGCUCUUCACUGUGUGUGAAGAUGUUAAUGUCCCUUGCAGUGGAUGGAAGAAUUUAGUGUAUGAAAUUAUCUUU